AUGAAAGUCAGCGGAUUAAUAGUCAUCGUUUUCCUCAUUUUCACCCUGAGUGAACGGGCAGCGGGUCAAACAGCUGCCGAAGUGGCGGCCUAUAAGCAAAUGCAACAGGCUUGCAUCAAGGAACUGAACAUUGCCGCCAGCGAUGCCAACCUGCUGACCACCGACAAGGAGGUGGCCAAUCCCUCGGAGUCCGUCAAGUGCUACCACAGUUGCGUCUACAAGAAGCUGGGACUCCUUGGCGAUGACAACAAGCCGAAUAAUGACAAGAUCCUUAAGUUUGCCCAGAUCCGAUUCAGUAGUCUGCCAGCGGAUAAGUUGAAGGCACUGCUCACAAGUUGUGGAACCACAAAAUCAGCCACCACAUGUGACUUUGUCUUUAAUUACGAGAAGUGUGUGGUCAAGGGAUUCAGUGGUUGA
Messenger RNA from Drosophila serrata, 417 nucleotides. RefSeq names its product Odorant-binding protein 56b (gene Obp56b). Gene Ontology annotation, molecular function: odorant binding. The record is from RefSeq and is a predicted model, not a curated record. Gene Ontology annotation, biological process: sensory perception of smell. NCBI's taxonomy places the organism in Eukaryota, Metazoa, Arthropoda, Insecta, Diptera, Drosophilidae.